Messenger RNA from Symbiodinium sp. CCMP2456, 2985 nucleotides. NCBI's taxonomy places the organism in Eukaryota, Dinophyceae, Suessiales, Symbiodiniaceae. The record is from the annotation of a GenBank genome assembly.
AUGGAUUUGGACGAUCUUGAGGAUGUCCCACCGCCCCCUCAGGUGCCAGCAAACGCUUCUUCAAGAAGGCCGAAGGCUGCUGCUGGCAAGGAUCGCAAAGGCAAGUUCUAUGGCCCUUGUGUCGUUUGCGGUUUGGUCAAAGCCGACAUGCCGACCAACAGUCGUUUCUGUUGGGACCACAAGAAUGCCAAUGAUGGCUUUGUCAGCAAUUGCAAGGCUGAUGACAAGGCGGCCGGAAAUACAGAGCGCAUGGACAAGUACAACAAGAUGAAGGAUGAAGGCUUCAAGGAAGGCCCGCCGUCGGAGCUUGCCAGCACAUUGCUUGAGUAUGAAGAGAAGUUUCCGGCCAAGGGCAGAGGUGUCAAACGAGGGCACUGUGACACCAUGCAGCUCAUGGAGAAGCACGAAGUAAGGACCGCAGUGCGGUCCCAGGCCAAGCUUGUCAAGAUGCACAAAGAGCGGUGGUUGAAGGUCGCCACCAAAGACCUCCUCAUCCCUCAGCAUGAAGCUGAGGCUAAGUGGAACAUCGCCGAGGCCAACACUCCUGAUGAGUUGACAGACAAGCUAGGCCCAGGUGGUUCGUUGCGCUUGCCAAUGAACACUGAAGACUCCAUCACUCUGAGCAAUGAGGUGGCCUUUAUCAAAGAGGCCAACUUGGAGAGCAAGAAACGCAAAGUCACGAAGGCGGAGGACUUUGAGAAGGAUUCAAUGUUCGACUCGGUGGGUGGACAGCUUUCUUCCGUGAUGAGCAAGCUUGGGAGUAGCAUGGUCUCAACCUCUGGCCUUGGUGUCUUCAGUGGCACUUCGGCGACCGCCGGCUUUUCCAAGCCGACAUCGCAAGACGGCACGAAUUCCUCCCCAGAGAAGCCGAAGCCUGGUGCUGCAGGAAAGGCUUGGGAUUCUCACACCCAGUCCGUCAAGCUUCAGUCCGAGAUCGAGGAGAAGAUCGAGAGCUUUCAAUCCAAGGCGACCAAGACUCUGGAGGCUUCUGUGCAAGCCAUCGAGAGAACGCUUCAUCGCAGCUCGGGUAAUGAUGCGGUUCGAAACCAGCACAAGUACAUCGGCAUCCUGCAGAGCAAGAUGGACGUGCUCAACAUGGUGCAGUGGCACGGUGCUUCGGAUACCAUCAUGAUCUUCAAGCCGGACAACUUGAAGAAGCUGGCUGUAGAGGCUGCAGGAGUCUUCAGCCCUUGCCUGGAGCUAGUCAAGAACAUCAGCUACGCGACGGACGUCGUCCCCGAGGAGGCCUGGAUCGCGAAGUUUAUCAAGGCAACCAAGGCAGCCGUCAAGUUUGACGAGAAGUGCAAUAUGUUUGCAGAUCGCUUUGUGUUUCAAACCUUUGGCUGGCAAGCCGAAACCGGAACUUAUCUUGAAGGCAGCUUUGGUCGCGACAGGUGUAACGGCUUGGUUGAGGAGCUGCAGGGUGUUCUGCAAAGGUGGGAGUUUGCGGGCUCCUUGCACAAUGACCAGAAGUUUCUUUGCCUUUGCAGGUGUGAGGAAUGGGCCAGCUCGUGCAUGACGGACUUCAGUGGCGAGAACUUUGGCGAGAAGAAAACCAAGCUCCUUGAGGAGCUUGCCAAAGCCUGCAGUGAGGUGGAGAAUUUCAAGGUGGAUGCCAGUGCGGUUCUUUCCAUUAUCGGAUAUGGUGCCGACGGCCAGACGGUCACGGGCGAGCUCACCAAGUUCAAGCUGCUUCGGCUCGCGGCGGGUUUGGGCAUGCUGCGAAGCCGGCAUGCUUGCAAGCGCAUCCUGUCGUAUGCCUUGGAGCUCAAGGUUGCACAGGGCAAGCCUUUGCCCGUUCCUGUGGAAGAUGAGCUCCCCAUGUUGUUUGAUCUAGAGGUCAUGAAUGGUCUCGCAGGUGUUGCCGAGACGGAGGACGACAACAAGCGGCUUCGUGCAGCAUUGAAAGUCCGUUGCGAGACCAUGGACAAGCUGAUGAAGAGUGUGGGCACCAGCCACACCGAGGUGUUGAACAACGUGCAAGCUUCUGACAGGAGAGCUCAAAACGAAAAGGCCAAGGCGGAAAGACUUGCAAAGGCAGAGGAGGAGAAGAAAAAAAGGAAGGCAGCUGUGGACGCUGCGAAAAAAAAGGGGAGCCCAGAUGCUGCCGUCGCUGCCACAACUUCGCAGUUUCCGCUCAUGGACCUUGAGCACGACGGCAUCAAGCCAUGGCUUGAGUUCGCCAGCCCGAAAGCCUUGCAGGACGAGUUCAGUGCCAAGAAGAUUGAUUUGACGGUGCCGUUCGUGCUGCACAAGAGCGAGACCAUCGACGCUGCGGUGGAUGACAGGCCAGUGAAGGCUGCUGUGUCCAUCUUCAAGAUCCAGUAUCCGAGCAGUUCGCAGGCGAAGACCGAAGGUAAAGGGCAAACGCCGUACCAGGGCACCAGCAAGGACAAGCUGAAGGAGGCUUUGUGCGAGCUUGUCCCAGCCCCUUACCACGUCACAUGGGACGCCAAGGAAGGUGAAAACAAUGUGGCGGCCAAGUCGGUUGAUGCGGUUUCGGUUGCAGGCUUCUCGCCGGGCAACGUGUACCAAGGUCUCGAGAAACAGUCCUUGGCCACCAUUCGCCAUGUCAUCGCAGGCCGUCGGCAGGUCAUGAUUUUCAACUACAUGCACUUGUUUGUGUAUGCGAAGGAGAAGAAGAUUGAGGCCGUCCAGGGCAAGAAGCACGAGGACUUCGUGAAGCAGGUCGUCGAGUCUUUGAGUGCCGAUGGUGCGAUGGACAUGUUCUACAAGUUGGGUGGCAUGGUGCAUCGUGCAACCUUCAAGGCGGGUGACACCUACUUCGUCCCGCAGUGCAGCUGGAUGCUGGAGCGCACAGUCGGCGAUGCUGCUUGCUUUGGUAUCCGUACCUCCGUCUUGCUUCGCACCCCAUCAUGUGGCUACGAGAAAUUCCGUGAGGAUUACGAGAAGAUCCAUGGCGAGGACAAUGUCGUGAAGUUUUGGCAGAAGCUCAGCAGCCUUUUGCCCGCUCGAAAGGAGUGA